AUGGCCACUGCAACCUCUACUCAGACAGGUCCUCUGUUGAUGGCUAAUGCCCAAGUCUGCAAGGUUAAAGAUGGGGACGAUACCUUCGUCCCUAUUCCCGGCAUGGAAGAGGCAAGCCUAAAAAUCUUCCAAUCUCAGGGCUUUUCCCCCAUUAAAGAUAGGCAUCUACAGUGGUUACUUCGUGUAGAGAGUGCAAUGAGCUCUUCUUGGGUGGAAACUGGCAUAUUCGAGUUUAUCCAACUCGCAAAAUUUGAUCUGCAUCUCUUCGACCCUCAAAUGCUCCUUUCUGCAAUUUUCUUUUGGAAUAGAGAGACUCGAGCUUUCGAGUUCUCUUGUGGUUUUGUCUGUCCUACUCUACUCGAUAUUGCCGCCAUCACUGGUUUAGCACCUGUUGGGGAUAGGUUUUACCCUGAUUUGUUCGAAGAAGAGAUUUCGAUCAAAGAAACUUCGAUAUCUUGGGAUAAGAAGACUUACUUGGCCUUCAUCAAUGCUCACAUGGGAAAACCUGGUACUUCUGUUUCGACUUUGGAGCAUAUUGCCUUCUUGAUGUAUUGGCUUUCUGCCUGUGUUUUCUGUACCCCCUCUCUUCAAGUUCCUAAGUAUUACUAUAUCUUGGCUCAAACCCUUCAUCUAAAAAAGAAAAUUUGUUUGAGUAAACUUCUGUUGGCCUCCUUGUAUAGUUGUCUCGAUGAAGCUUCAGAAAGCCUUUUUCGCGAGUCUGGUCCUCGGAAUCUCUCUGGGCCACUAUGGUUACUUCAAUUAUGGCUCAAUGCGAUUUUCGAGAAGAAGCUUUCUCUGACAUUGCCCUUCACCCCAGCAUGCAAACUCGAAGGUGCACGUUUGACAACCCUCACUCCUCGAAAACGUUCAGUUGACAAUUUUGCCAAAUAUAUUGAUGCUAUCCCUAGUUUUACUGAUUUUAGUGAAGACUUAGCCCCUUUUAUUCGUACCACUUUGACGGGCCCUUCUUGGCUUCGACACAAUAAUCAAGUUGGGCAAAUAUCCCAUGAUUCUCUCGAGAUGUGGUUUGGUUUUCUUUCUUGGGAUGUCAUAAUCUCGGGAAUGCGGCAAAAGGAUGUUAGGAUUUACCCUUAUCAUCCUCAGCUCUUUGCUCGACAAUUUGGACUUUGUCAAAUGAAACCCCUUCCUCUUCGACGUAAAGAGAGCAUCGAUGCUGAUAUUUGUGUCGAAGAAGGGAAUUACCAAGAAGUUCUAGAUUUUAUUCUCCGUCCUGACAAAGAACUUAAGCUCACACCGUCUACUUUCUCUCCCUCCUUCCUAGUCUCGAAAUGUUAUCUUCGAUGGUGGUGUCAAUAUUAUGUAGAUAAACUUAUCGACUUUGAUGGUUUUUUGAAGAAGCUGAUCAAUUCUCCUCUUUCUUCGUAG
Molecule: messenger RNA, 1386 nt
Organism: Cajanus cajan (pigeon pea)
Lineage: Eukaryota; Viridiplantae; Streptophyta; Magnoliopsida; Fabales; Fabaceae
Source: RefSeq, a predicted model, not a curated record